AUGGCGCGGACCAUGAGACCCGACGACAUCAACCCCCGGACGGGGCUGGUGGUGGCUCUGGUCAGCGUAUUCCUGGUGUUUGGUUUCAUGUUCACUGUGUCCGGCAUCAAGGGAGAGACCUUGGGGGACAUCCCGCUGCUGGCCAUUGGGCCAGCCAUCUGCCUACCGGGUAUUGCCGCCAUUGCCCUCACCAGAAAGACCGAUGGCUGCACCAAGUGGCCCAAGAACAAAUGUCCGUGCUGCAAGCAAGUCAAGGACCGAGAUGUCAUGGAGCUCCUGAGGACCACUUCGGACCUGGAGUCUGGCAAGGGAAGUUGCAAUGAGCUGGCCAAAAAAGCGUACCAGCAGGAUGGGAGACUGCUGCCAGGUGAGGACUCUGUGUCCAUCUGCACCACUACCACCACCACCACCAUGGGAGAGUGCAAGAGCCUCAUCAGAAAGGUGGACCAGGAGGCAAUGCUGAGAUACCUGGAGGCCUGUUACCCAGAGAUGCCAGGGAAUGUCUUUGUGGGAGAUGGCUCCAUGUACAGUGCCUUGGAGAAGAGCUCUUCUCCCACCAGGGACAGCACGACUUCCCCCGACACUGAAGACAACAUUUUUGUUGCUCCUAAAGACAGUAUCAUUGUCUGCUCUUACAAGGAGAACAGCCCUUAUGACAGAUACUGUUGUUAUAUAAAUCCUACUGGAGUCAGCUCAGACCAGGAGACCAUAGUGUGA
This is a messenger RNA of Apus apus (common swift), 717 nucleotides long. RefSeq names its product transmembrane protein 215 (gene TMEM215). The record is from RefSeq and is a predicted model, not a curated record. NCBI's taxonomy places the organism in Eukaryota, Metazoa, Chordata, Aves, Apodiformes, Apodidae. Bases 1 to 717 code for a protein of 238 amino acids. The transcript has a single exon.